CCGGCGUCCGCCUGUGCGCGGCGCUGCGUGAGCUGCUAGAGAGGGGAGGAGGCGUUGGCCCUGCCACGUUUGGGUCGCGGUUCCCGGCUGUGGCGCGGGCGGUGCAAGAGGAGGUGGACGCGCUGAAGCCGGAUCCGGAUCCAGAUCCGUGCUGCGUAGCCGGGUGGAAGAGAGUCCCACGCGUGUGAAGAGCAGCGCCGACGACUGGGCCUCUGCCGACCUUACUGGAAAGAUGAAACCUGAUGAAACGCCAAUGUUUGACCCAAGUUUACUCAAAGAAGUAGACUGGAGUCAGAAUACAGCAACAUUUUCCCCAGCGAUUUCUCCAACACAUCCUGGAGAAGGUUUGGUUUUGAGGCCUCUUUGCACUGCUGACUUAAAUAGAGGUUUUUUUAAGGUACUUGGUCAGCUAACAGAGACUGGAGUUGUCAACCCUGAACAGUUUAUGAAAUCUUUUGAGCAUAUGAAGAAAUCUGGGGAUUAUUAUGUUACAGUUGUGGAAGAUGUGACUCUAGGACAGAUUGUUGCUACAGCAACUCUGAUAAUAGAACAUAAAUUCAUCCAUUCCUGUGCUAAGAGAGGAAGAGUAGAAGAUGUUGUUGUUAGUGAUGAAUGCAGAGGAAGGCAGCUUGGCAAACUGUUAUUAUCAACUCUUACUCUGCUAAGCAAGAAACUGAACUGUUAUAAGAUCACUCUUGAAUGUCUACCAGAAAAUGUUGGUUUCUACAAGAAAUGUGGAUAUACAGUAUCUGAAGAAAACUACAUGUGUCGGAGAUUUCUACAGUAAAGAAUUGUCAGAGGAGCUCAUGCUACAAUGCUUCACUCUUCCUAGAAUUAAAAACAUUUUUGUUACUGCAACCCAGUGACCUCCAUAAAUACUGGACUGAAAAAAAAUUGUAAUACUACAAAUUUAAUGACACUUAGAAAGAUUACUUUGAGAUGGUGGGACAGUCUGUGAGCUUAGAUUUCAAAUGAGUAUUAUCAAAGGGGAUGAUUUUUAACCAAAGGAAUAUAUUUUUAACUUGAAUCUUUUCUUGCAUUGUAUUUUUCUAAAGUUUGGCUUCAUUUCUUGAUAGUCAAGAGUAUGGGUAGUAAGGAGUUGUAUAGUCUGCUGUCUUUGCUGCUCAUUUUUAAAAAGUAUACAUUCACAAAAUUAAAUAUUUUGUUUCAAAGAAACAUCUAAAUAAACCUAGAGGUGUAUCAUUUCUCAUAUAUUAUAGGAAGUUGGAUAAAUUAGUUAUAACUAAGUAGUGCACCUAACAUUUGUUGAUUCUAAUGCUGGCAAACAACUUUGUCAGCAUUGUAAAAAGAAAAAUCAGCUUAUAAAAUGUGACAAGAUUUAAAGUACAGUAGUUUAAAUGUUUCACUAAAUUUUAUAUAGUUCUAUGGAGAUCAAGUACCACCUGUCUUAUCUGUGAAACAAAUUAUUCAUUGUUCAAGGGCAUAAUAAUGGGUCAUCCAAGGUAUGUUCUGGUGUAAUUGUGUGUGGUACUGGGGAUUGAACCCAGGGUAAGGUACCUUUUAAUAGUGAAGAAGCAGCUCUGGGCAUACCUGAUUCUGUUUUCAUAGGUAUCUAAAAUCUUUUGAUUAAUGUUUUUAGGAAAUAUGAAAUGAUUAUAAAAUUGAGUGGGAUAUUUAAAAAUGUAUGGUACUGUAUUUGCAACAUUGUUAAAAUACUGAUGGAAGCUUUUCUAUUUAAUGUAAUUAUAAUGGAACUAUUAUUCUGUUCACUAUUUUGAUUUUAUUUAUUUCAAUUAUUUUUUAAAGUUGAAGAAUUACUUAUUAAUGGUACUAAUCUUUUGCAUUCCAUGUUACAUUAAACCUGUUCAUAUGAAUGGUCUGUUAGAAUCCUGCCCGUGCUUUUCUUGAGUGUUUUAUUGAACUAUUAGAUUCAGUCAUGGUUCAAGACAUCUUAGUUUUGUGUACUCUUUGUAAAAUGAACUUAGGAAGUAAGGACCACCUAUUUCUCACCUCUUAUUCAUACAUGGCUGGGUUUCCCUCCAAGCAGUUAGGUAAAACUGGCUUUCAAAGACAACAGAGAUCUUUCACCAACAGAAGGUACACUACUCAUUUUGCUGACCCACUUACACAAAUAAACCCAUUUGCCUAUAGUGAAAGCAAUAAAAAGUUCACUUUUUCUUUUCAGGAGUCCUAAAACUUUAGUAGCUUCAUUAGGUAAAUUCAGGUAAUUAAAAACCCAUAUUAAGUAAGCCUAGUAAAAAGUUGAAAUUUAAUGCUUUAUUAAAUUUCUUACCACUUAACUAUUUGAAGUAAAAUUAUCUAUUAGGCUGGUAUUUCAAUAAAUCCCAUUAAAUUGUGUUCUUCAGGUCUUCUCUUAAAUCCCCCCUAUAGGAAAUAGAGUUAUAAAUAAGGCUUAGUAUGUAAAAAUUGUGUUACUGCAGAAAAUAGUACUCUAGUUAUCAAAAUGUUUAUUUCUAAUCCACAUUGUAAGUAAACAAUAUGAAAAAAAUCUGCAUUUAAUAUAUGAACUAUAUUAACUUCUUUUUGUUAGCAUUUUGUUUUUGAAAAGGUAUAAUGAGUGGUAGUUCUGAUUUUCAGGUGUCCCAUGUUUUGUGUGCUUACAUUUCAUUGACCCAAAAAGGUACUAUUGGACCAUCCCUGAAAUCUGUAUGCAU
Sciurus carolinensis (gray squirrel) is the source of this 2636-nucleotide messenger RNA. RefSeq names its product glucosamine-phosphate N-acetyltransferase 1 (gene Gnpnat1). The coding region runs from base 233 to 787 and encodes 184 amino acids. The transcript is spliced from 6 exons. The record is from RefSeq and is a predicted model, not a curated record. Gene Ontology annotation, cellular component: Golgi apparatus; endoplasmic reticulum-Golgi intermediate compartment; endoplasmic reticulum. Lineage: Eukaryota; Metazoa; Chordata; Mammalia; Rodentia; Sciuridae. Gene Ontology annotation, biological process: UDP-N-acetylglucosamine biosynthetic process. Gene Ontology annotation, molecular function: glucosamine 6-phosphate N-acetyltransferase activity; monosaccharide binding.